AUGGCUGUUUUAAGGUAUCUUGUGUUAAAAAGCAGCUCAAAUUCGUCGAGAAAUUGGCCUCGUUUAAAUACUUAUAAGGCUGCAUCUUUUUCAAUUGUUGCAGCGAUAUUAAUAGCAGCUGUUGGUUCCGCGCCUAAUAUGCUUAGAUAUCAGAUAUUUUACAAGGGUGAAUUACCCGCACCCGAUGUUUGCAAGGCUAAUGGUUCAAAGUUUGCCUCGUUUUACGAAAAACCUGAUUCUAAUGUAUCUGCCUAUAUUUUAGCUCAACCAAGUUUUUGGAAUUGUACUUGGGAGCGUUUUAGCUUUUGGAUAGCUGGUCUCCUUCUAAAAUUAGUGCCUUGCCUUCUAUUAACUAUUUUUAUGACUUUACUUGUUCGAAUGCUUGUUGAAGCACGUGAAAGAAGAAAUCGACUCCAUAAUGGGAAACAAUCAACACUCUCUUCUUUACCAACCCAAACUAAUAAUGGAAGAGACAAAUCUGUUGGAAAUGAAAAGGGUGCUUCUGGUAGUGGAAAUUCUUCCAAAGUGCAAGCUGAGAGAACAACAGCAAUGUUGACUAUAAUUGUUGCCGUUUUUCUCAUUACCGAACUUCCACAAGGCAUACUUGUUAUUUGGAUGGGUAUUAAACCACAAGUUCGCUUUGCUAUGGCACAAUUAUCAAAUAUUUUAGAUUUUCUUUCCUUGCUUAAUUCUUCCGUUAAUUUUUUACUUUAUGCUACAAUGUCCAAUUUGUUUAGACACGAAUUUUUACAAACUUUUGGUCAAUGCUGUCCUAAACGAUUUUUUUCGUUAUUUAAUUCAAAGAAGAAACGUGGAGGUUCUACUGAUAGAUCUUCAAUUCCUAAUAUUAAUAAUAAAAGUGGUGGGCGUGAAAAUGCUGCACAUCGUGAAAUACAAACAAUGGCAAUAAAAUUAGAAUCACCCCCUUCCUCUUCCGGAUCUGAUGAAAGGUUGAAUUCAGAACAAGAGAAUCGUAGCGUAAUUAUCAAUAAUAAUGUGAGAAAUAAUAAUGUUUCUUCAAAAUUAUCUUUAGCUGGACAGGAAAUAACAAGAAUAGCACAAAAAAGCAUUAAUUAUGCUUUUUCUUCCAAUAAUUUUUCUAAUGGAGGAAAUAAACAAAGAAAAAUUUUAGUUACUUUAGACAAGGGGGAUGAUUCAACAACAUUACAAUUUCAACAACAACUUUUAAAUAACAACAACAACAAAACUUUCAACAAUGUUUUACCGACGGUAAACAUUUCAUAG
This is a messenger RNA of Meloidogyne enterolobii, 1245 nucleotides long. Lineage: Eukaryota; Metazoa; Nematoda; Chromadorea; Rhabditida; Meloidogynidae. The record is from the annotation of a GenBank genome assembly.